CGUACGUGGCAAUUUUCGUUUGCUUUAGCACAAAGGCAGUUCAUAUAGAGCUCGUAAGCGACCUAACAUCGGAAGCUUUUCUUGCAGCCUUAAAAAGAUUCUUUGCACGACGGGGAAAAUGUACAGAUAUAUAUAGCGACAACGCAACUACAUUCACCGGAGCGGAUCGUGAAUUAAAGGCAAUUCACAAAACCUUGACCGUCGACACGAAUAAUAAUGUACAUAAAUAUUUAGUAAAUAAUGGCAUUAACUGGCAUUUUAUUCCUCCUCGGGCUCCUCAUUUCGGCGGGUUGUGGGAAGCUGCAGUAAAAUCAUGUAAACGCCAUCUCUUUCGCAUCAUGGGCAACAACUUAUUUACGUUUGAGGAACUAUCAACCUGUCUAAUCGAAAUAGAAGCCAUAUUAAAUUCAAGACCUUUAACUCCACUAUCUUCCGACCCAAAUGAUUUAACUCCUUUAACACCUGGCCACUUCCUAAUCGGUGACUCAAUAACAAGCACCCCGGUGUGCGACCUUACUAGUUUGAAGGCAGGACGAUUAUCGUCCUGGCAACAGGUACAACAAAUCCGACAACACUUUUGGAAACGAUGGUACAAGGAGUACCUCAAUGAACUCACCGUUCGGAAAAAAUGGCAUCAUGCAACCACCCGCAUCAUCAAGGAAGGCAUGUUGGUGAUGCUAAAGGACGACAACGCACCACCCCUCCAUUGGCCCAUGGGACGUAUCAUAUCCAUCCAUCCAGGAGAAGAUGGGAUCAUUCGUGUAGUUACAGUAAAAACUAUUCAUGGAGAAUAUAAGCGUAGCAUAAAAGGCAUCGCGCCAUUGCCGAUAGAUUAUCCGGAGACAUUAGAAUCUUAGAAACUAUGAUAUUAAAUUUAGAGAUA
Messenger RNA from Colletes gigas, 883 nucleotides. RefSeq lists its product as uncharacterized. NCBI's taxonomy places the organism in Eukaryota, Metazoa, Arthropoda, Insecta, Hymenoptera, Colletidae. Bases 339 to 857 code for a protein of 172 amino acids. The record is from RefSeq and is a predicted model, not a curated record. The transcript has a single exon.